Molecule: messenger RNA, 1068 nt
Organism: Salvelinus sp. IW2-2015
Lineage: Eukaryota; Metazoa; Chordata; Actinopteri; Salmoniformes; Salmonidae
Gene: stoml1
Product: stomatin (EPB72)-like 1
Cellular component (GO): plasma membrane
Source: RefSeq, a predicted model, not a curated record
UAGCUCUCUCCUCAAGCUGCACUGUGCCCUGCAACCGAGCAACAGGUAAACACGGAAGUAACGCACUUGCUGCCAACAAAAUUAAACAUUUUUGAUAAUUUGACCGUUAUAACAUCUAUUUAAUGCCAUGAUUUUGUCCAUAAAUACACAAAUAUUUAACUUAUUUAGUGAGGUCGUUAUUGAGCGUUAAAGUUUACAGGACAAUGUAUAAUAAACCGUCUGGAUAUCAGUCUCUACCGCAACGAGACUCGAUCCCGGCUAAACCGGGGUUGUUCGUGGCGACAGAAAGCUUUGUCCAAUCUCCAUUCCACCAUCACAAAGGACAAGGACAUUCGUUUGACUACAUCCCCAAUGUUAGAGACAACGACUACAGUGACUCCACUCAGGGAUGGCUGUCCUGGGUCUGCAAUGUUAUUGUCUGCUUCAUGGUCUAUAUCUGCACCUUCAUAACCUUCCCCAUAUCAGGCUGGUUCGUACUGAAGGUUGUCCCUAACUACCAGCGCAUCGUAGUGUUCCGUCUGGGCAGAGUACGUCCUCCUAAAGGGCCAGGAGUGGUGUUGGUUCUGCCUCUUAUUGACCAGUGGCAGAGAGUUGACCUACGAACCCGAGCCUUCAACAUCCCUCCAUGCCAGGUUACUACCAGGGACGGAGGUGUGGUGUCUGUAGGAGCAGAUAUUCAGUUCCGUAUCUGGAGCCCGGUGAUGUCAGUGGUGUCGGUUCAGGAUCUUAACGCCUCCACACGCCUCACUGCCCACAACGCCAUGACAACCAGCCUGGGCAGGAAGAGCGUCAGGGAGAUUCAGACUGAGCGAAUCAAACUGGGAGAAUACCUUGGGAUGGACAUCAAUGAGAUGACCAAGCCUUGGGGUCUGGAGGUAGACAGGGUGGAGCUGACUGUAGGUGCUGUCCUGAAGCCUCCAGAGGACUAUCCAUCUGGGCCUGGCUCGGUCAUCCUACCCCCCUCUAUUCCUGGUCUCGAGGGCCUGGCCGGACCCAUACAACAACUGGCGAUGCACUUCCUGGGCAAUAUGGCUGGCGGUAACACUGGAGCUCCCCUGGUUAGGACAG